CCAAGUUGCGAGCUCUAGGGUUUAAUGCAGCGAAUGGCGCUGCCGCUGUGGAGCGCUACCGGCAACGCGCGAAUGCCACUGGCGCUGCCUGGCGCGCAUCUCCUGGCGGAUUAUGGCUCCUUGCGUGCUCCUGGCCGAGCGUCCAGGAGCUUGAGCAUCCGGGCGGCAAUAGCGCACGACACCUAUGAGGAGCCGAAGAAGUCUUUCGAGGCUCGCGUCAAGGAGGAGGUGUCUAUCGAUUUGAAUCCGCCGCGCGGGACAAGGGAUUUCGCCCCGCCGCUGAUGCUGCUGAGGAACUGGCUGUUCUCGCAUUUUAAAGAGGUCUCAAGAUUAUUUGGAUUUGAGGAGGUGGACUUUCCGGUGGUGGAGUCGGAAGCGCUAUACGUCAGAAAAGCUGGAGAAGAGAUUACACAGCAGCUCUAUAAUUUUGAAGACAAAUCUGGCCGCAGACUAUGCUUGCGACCAGAAAUUACGCCGUCGAUAGCAAGGCUUAUCAUCCAAAAGGGUUGUGAGGUUGUUUUGCAUGAAUAUAAAGCCGCACGCUGUACUGAUAUGAAUGUAUGGAGGAAAUCGCUCGUUUUCCCUCUGCGAUGGUUUACGAUUGGUCAGUGCUGGCGUUAUGAGAGAAUGACGAAGGGAAGAAGAAGAGAACAUUAUCAAUGGAACAUGGACAUAUUUGGGGUGCCUGGCGUUGAGGCAGAAGCUGAACUCCUUGCAGCUAUUGUCACAUUAUUCACUAACAUGGGGUUCACCGCAAAUGAUGUGCGGAUACGUGUCUCUAAUCGUAAGGUGCUCCAAGCUGUUUUAGAUCGAUAUUCUGUUCCACAGGACAAAUUCAACAGUGUAUGUGUAGUUGUAGAUAAGAUCAACAAGAUCUCCAAAGAGGAAGUCGACCAACAACUCAUGGACCUGGGACUCUCUUCCACGGCUAUCAAUGGAAUUAGACAUGCUAUACUACUUAAAAACCUUGAUGAUAUUCAAGAAUUAAUCGGAUCUUCAAGCGAGGCAUUUUUGGAAAUGAAGAAGUUGUUUGCUUUGUCAAAAGCUUAUGGCUACGACGAGUGGCUAGUUGUAGAUUUGGGAAUAGUGCGGGGACUGUCAUACUACACGGGUAUCGUAUUUGAGGCAUUUGAUACGCAAGGGAAAUUUCGUGCAAUCUGUGGUGGUGGUCGAUACGAUAAGCUUAUUUCAAAUUUUGGAGGCCCUUCGAUACCCGCCUGCGGAUUUGGUUUUGGGGAUGCAGUUAUUGUAGAUCUUUUAAACGAAUGCAAUCUAUCGCCAGUUCUCGGACACGAGGUUGACGACGUUGUGUUCGUCUUGGAUGAGGAGCUCCGCUGUCAUGCGUGCAACAUUGUGUCGCGGCUGCGCUCGGCUGGACGUACUGUUGAUAUGAUUUUAGAAAACAAAAAACUGAAAUGGGUAUUCAAUUAUGCAUCAAGAAUAGAUGCAAAACGCAUGAUUCUCUUGGGCAUAAGAGAGUGGGAAGAGGGAAAUGUUCGCGUGAAAGAUCUAGUUACGAGAGAGGAGACCGACGUAAAGGUGGCUGAACUGGUGCCAAGAGUUCCCAAAGAGGUGCAGCGUGGUCAGGGUAAACUCCCUGACAAGGAACGCAAUCUUCGUUAUUUACAUCCCGACGAGGUGAAAUUGGUUGAUGCCUCUGGAAGAUAUCCGGAAGAGUAUGAAGUAGGAUUUCCUAGUCGUGGCAUUCUGGAGGCUUUUGUGGACGAGUGCAAGCAGAAGCAUGCCGAAUUCAAAUGCAGGCGCCGGGGAGACCCUGCUCCGGGGCACCUUAAGUACGUUCUAAGGGAGAUGAACCUUGAAGACGUUGAUCUCGAAGAUUUGACAAUAGAUGACGCCAUGAAUCUGUGGGUGAAAAACUCGGGCGGUAUUAUUUGGGAGGAUGCAUAUCAGUUGAUACACGAUCAUAAGCUCUCAAUCUCCCACAUACUGGACAUGGAUGUUUUUAAAGGACAAGGGAAGCUGGCUGCCUUGAAAACAAGACGAGAACCGAACAUUCCCAACUAUCUUGACGACUAAAUACUAAACAACGGCUGCUGUGAGUUUACGUGAUCUUGUACAUUGUAGGCAACGAAAUCUGGUAAUUGAAGGUUUCUUUGGUGA
Selaginella moellendorffii is the source of this 2121-nucleotide messenger RNA. Its product is annotated as histidine--tRNA ligase, chloroplastic/mitochondrial-like. Lineage: Eukaryota; Viridiplantae; Streptophyta; Lycopodiopsida; Selaginellales; Selaginellaceae. Gene Ontology annotation, biological process: histidyl-tRNA aminoacylation. Gene Ontology annotation, molecular function: histidine-tRNA ligase activity; ATP binding. Gene Ontology annotation, cellular component: cytoplasm. Bases 25 to 2037 code for a protein of 670 amino acids. The record is from RefSeq and is a predicted model, not a curated record. The transcript is spliced from 17 exons.